AUGAUCCCUGUGAAGUCUAGAGUAGCAAUUCCGUGGCUAUUAUGGGAGAUUUGGAAAGCGAGGAAUGAUUUGGUGUUUGCAGGUCGAAGUCAAGAUGCUCAUGUUCUGAUUGUUAAAGCUAUGGAGGAUGCAGAGGAGUGGUUUGAACAACAAAACCGAACAGUGUUAGUUUCGGGUUCUCGUCUUUCACAUCGGCUUAGUCCUAGUGAGAAAUGUUGGAGUAAACCACCCUUGGGGAAGUUGAAAUGUAAUAUUCAUUCUUCUUGGAUUAAUGCGGAGUAUUUCUGUGGUGGAGCUUGGCUAUUAAGGAAUCAUGAAGGAGAUAUCUUGUAUCAUGCAAGAGACGCCUUUCUUCCUCGGAUUAACCGGAUUGCAGCUGAGCUUCAUUGUCUUUACUGGUGUCUUAUGAGUCUUCAUGAUCUCCAUCAGGAUUCGUGUGAGAUUUGGCUUGAUUGUCAUGCUGCAGUUGACGCGUUAUCUGCUCCUUUAGCUUGGCCGAAGUAUCGAUCGCAAUUAGAUAAGAUUUUUCAGGUAUAA
Messenger RNA from Capsella rubella, 537 nucleotides. RefSeq lists its product as uncharacterized. The record is from RefSeq and is a predicted model, not a curated record. The coding region runs from base 1 to 537 and encodes 178 amino acids. The transcript has a single exon. Lineage: Eukaryota; Viridiplantae; Streptophyta; Magnoliopsida; Brassicales; Brassicaceae.